Messenger RNA from Halichondria panicea, 2326 nucleotides. Its product is annotated as probable ATP-dependent RNA helicase DHX40. Bases 45 to 2246 code for a protein of 733 amino acids. Gene Ontology annotation, cellular component: intracellular anatomical structure. The record is from RefSeq and is a predicted model, not a curated record. Gene Ontology annotation, molecular function: ATP hydrolysis activity; helicase activity; RNA binding. NCBI's taxonomy places the organism in Eukaryota, Metazoa, Porifera, Demospongiae, Suberitida, Halichondriidae. The transcript has a single exon.
GCCCCAUUGGAGGCUAUAAUUACCUCGAGACGAUUAUUACAAAGAUGGCUACCAAGAUUAAGGAUCACUUGUCAUCAAGAAAGCUACCCAUCCAAGACUACCGUGAUGAACUCAUCAAGGCGGUGGAGAAGAGUCAAUGUGUGGUGAUUACAGGGGAAACAGGCUGUGGUAAAACAACACAACUUCCACAGUAUUUGAAAGAGGCUGGUUUGGCUCGACAUGGCAUAAUCGGGGUGACACAACCAAGACGUGUGGCCGCUAUUUCUGUUGCUCAUCGUGUUGCAGAGGAAGUAGGAUCUCGAGUUGGAAUGUCUGUAGGCUACAAGGUUCGAUUCGAUGACAUGACUGACUCGUCUAGAACGAUAAUCAAAUACAUGACGGAUGGUUGUUUGCUCCGAGAGUUUCUGGAUGAUCAGGAGUUGUCGCUGUACAGUGUGGUUGUCUUGGAUGAAGCUCACGAGCGAAGCUUAGCGACGGACAUUCUGUUUGGUUUAGUCAAGAAACUGUUACAAAUGCCAUUCUCUGAGAUGAAGAAGAGGAAGGAUGCUCUCAAGGUGGUCGUCAUGUCUGCUACCCUCGAUGUGACCAAGUUUUCUCAGUUUUUUGAUUCCUGCCCAGUUUUUACAAUCCCUGGGAGAGUGUUCCCUGUUGACGUUCGCUAUUGCUGCUCUGAUGAUAGUUUUGACACCAAGAGACUCACCUACCUGUCUCAAAUGACACGUACUGUGAUGAGUAUCCACCUGGAGCAGCCUGAAGGAGACAUCCUCGUGUUUCUGACUGGACAAUCGGAGAUCGAGAACAUUUGUAAUCGGCUGUUCAAAGCUGCUGAGGCUGUUGACUACAAUCAUGAUGUUGAGUGCAAGGAUGUGAGGGGUGUACUGAUAUUGCCUCUGUAUGGUGCUCUUCCCAGUGAACAACAGCAGAGAGUGUUCAAGCGUGUCGAACCUGGGAUUCGGAGAGUCAUAGUUGCCACUAACAUUGCAGCUACCUCAUUGACGAUUGACGGAGUUGUGUAUGUUGUCGAUUCUGGAUUUGUGAAACAGCUUGCGUAUAACCCCCGUACUGGACUGGACAGUCUAGAUAUAGUGCCGGUAGCCAAAUCUGAGGCCAUCCAGCGAUGUGGUCGAGCUGGGAGAACUAAACCGGGGCAUUGUUAUCGCCUCUUCAGUCGCAAGUUUUACGAUAGUUUGGAGGAGACAACUGUCCCUGAGAUACAGCGAUCGAGUCUCACGAGUGUUGUGUUGGACCUAAAGUGUAUGGGCAUACCGAAUGUCGUUGAGUUCAGUUACCUUGAUCCACCAGAGGAGAAGAUGUUACUGGAAGCCUUACGUCAACUCUACUACUUUCAAGCUAUCGAUGAGAAUGGUGUUGUUACUGAGUUAGGACAUAGACUAGUAGAAUUCCCACUCCAGCCCAGUUUAGCACGAGCGCUAAUUCGAUCAAAGCAACUCGCUUGUGAAGAUGCAAUACUUCCAAUUGUGUCCAUGCUGUCAGUUGAGAGUAUCUUCGUUCGACCUUCAAACAAGAAAGAGGCUGAGCGUGCAAUGAAAGUUCAUAAAGAGCUGGCAGAGGCUGCUGGGGGAACGAGCGACUUUGCAACACUUUUGGCAAUCUACAAGAUGGCAACUGACAGUGGUAAUCUUCGAGAAUGGUGCAAGGAACACUGCGUUCACAUGAGAGGAAUUAAAACCGCACGGAGUAUUUGUGACCAGCUCGAUUCCAUUCUAACCAGGCAAAAAGUGAACAUCGACAAAGAUCUCACCAUACCUUUAGGACAGAGAGCGAGACAAGCCUUGUGCUACGGCCUCUUCUGCAAUACAGCUCGUGUGUCCGGCAAUCGACGAAGCUUUCGAACCAUGGAUGGACAUUGCACCUCUGCUUACAUCCACCCUGGCUCCUCCCUGUUUGGCUCAGAAGAAUCACUUGACUGGAUUGUCUAUUUCGAACUUGUGGAGACCACAAAGACAUACAUGAGAACAAUUUGCCCGAUACGCUACCAGUGGGUUCAAGACCUUCUCCCUCAGCUGCACAACAUUGAUGUGUACCGAUUGAGCGACUGUGAGAAGAAAAGGGAAAGAAAAGAUAGCGAUGGUGGGGAUGCUCAAGCUCCACCAACGAAAAGACGUUUGUCCGAGGCGGCAGGGGAUGCAUCACAAGAUGGAGACAAGAAACGAGAAGAACUGAAACAAAGAGCAGCUUCUGCCAAAGAAAGAUAUCUAGCGAGAAAGACUGCACAGACUUACUGAAACUGUAUAUUGAUUACUUAUAAUUAUACCACUAUGUAUGUGUGCACAACAUUUACAUACAUGUUCAUGAUAACUGCUAA